ACCCAACAUUGCGUGACACUAAAUCAAGUGUGUUCUGCAGAAGCCACAAAAUGCGAAUCGUACCUACUUAAAUCAGUUAAACUCUUUCAUUUCGCAUUUGAUUAGAUAUGGUAGUUGAGCUUCUUAACCAACCAUGAUAAAUAAUAAUCUUCAUUUCAUUUCCAUUUCUCUUCUUGAUGUAUUUUAUCUAUAAAAUCCCCUUAUCAUUCUUUAUUAGCUCUUACCCAAUCUUCACACUUUCAAACCCAAUUUUCUAAUAGUAAUAUUAAUCUUAAACCUCACAACUUUUUCAAAUUUCUAAUAUGGCAAAUUCUGUGACUCUCUGCCACAUAGCUAUAGUUUUUGCCAUCAAUAUUGUCAUGGCUGGACCAUCCUAUGCACAAAUCAGCACCCCAUGUAAUGCCUCAACAUUAAGUACUCUAUUCACACCUUGUAUGAGUUUCCUUACAAAUAGUAGUGCGAAUGGUACCUCCCCAACCACUGAAUGCUGCUCUGCUCUCAAGUCACUCACAAGUGGUGGCAUGGACUGUUUGUGUCUCAUUGUUACUGCCAGCGUUCCUUUCAAAAUUCCAAUCAAUAGAACCUUGGCUAUCUCUCUUCCUCGUGCCUGCAAAAUGCCUGGUGUUCCAGUUCAAUGCAAAGCCUCAGGUUCACCACUUCCUGCUCCUGGACCAGUGGCUCUAGGACCAUCUCCUUCCCCUGUAUCAGCUCCUUCUGCUCUCUCAGGACUUACUCCAACUCCUAGUCCUCAAGCAUCUUCUGACCUCCCUUCACCAACUUCAUCUCCUCUUGCACCACAACAAUCUGGCACAAACGUUCCUCUUUUGACUCCACCAUCUCCAUCUGUUGAUUCUGGUACCCCAUCCACAUCUACAACGGGAAGUGGCCACUCUUCUCUGACUCCAUCCUCUGCCGUGACAUCUUACACUGUCUCACCUUCUGUUUUAUUGGUAUCACUAGGAUUUGUUGUUCUCAAAUACUUCUAGACUUUGUGUUUUGCAUAUCCGGUGCAAACAUACCUAUAAAUUGUUGCUAUAUAUAGUUUUUGUAGUGUGGUUAUUGCAUUUGAAUUUCUUUUAUAGAUAAUUUCAUAUACCCCACAUUUGGGGAGUAUUUGUGUAAUCAUAAAACAUUUGUGAUACAUGUGAGAGAAUAUAAUAAAGUUCUUGUUAAUUUAUUAA
Messenger RNA from Cicer arietinum (chickpea), 1181 nucleotides. RefSeq names its product non-specific lipid transfer protein GPI-anchored 20-like. Lineage: Eukaryota; Viridiplantae; Streptophyta; Magnoliopsida; Fabales; Fabaceae. The record is from RefSeq and is a predicted model, not a curated record.